Aspergillus brunneoviolaceus CBS 621.78 is the source of this 183-nucleotide messenger RNA. RefSeq lists its product as uncharacterized. NCBI's taxonomy places the organism in Eukaryota, Fungi, Ascomycota, Eurotiomycetes, Eurotiales, Aspergillaceae. The annotation marks the transcript as partial. The record is from RefSeq and is a predicted model, not a curated record. The transcript has a single exon.
UAUAUUAAAAAAAAUCUAAGUAAAAAGUUUAUAGUUUCUAGUUCUACUUUUUUUAUAUCUCCAAUUCUUAUAGCUAAAAAAUUUAAAGAAGAAUUAAAACUAUAUAUAAACUAUCAAAAACUUAAUAUUUUAAUAAAAAAGAAUCUAUAUCCACUUCUGCUAAUUAAUAAAAUUCUAAACUAA